This is a messenger RNA of Periophthalmus magnuspinnatus, 813 nucleotides long. It is a transcript of the gene efna2a, whose product is annotated as ephrin-A2a. Gene Ontology annotation, biological process: osteoclast differentiation; axon guidance; ephrin receptor signaling pathway. Bases 193 to 813 code for a protein of 206 amino acids. Gene Ontology annotation, cellular component: plasma membrane. Lineage: Eukaryota; Metazoa; Chordata; Actinopteri; Gobiiformes; Gobiidae. The record is from RefSeq and is a predicted model, not a curated record. Gene Ontology annotation, molecular function: ephrin receptor binding. The transcript has 4 exons.
UUAUUUGUCUUAGUUUUAAAGUGUGUUUUGAAGCACUAUGACUUGAAUCCUGCAUGUUUCUGCAACUCAGUCCAGUUAUUGAUUGACGCGCACGUUGGUCCUUUAAAGCUAAAGAUCUAAAGAUCUAACGAGGGUUUGUGCAGCAGCAGCAGAGACACUCAGAGCCUCCACGUGAGACACGGUCCCGGCUGGAUGCGCGUGAUGCUGCGGCCGCUCGGAGCGCGCGGGAUGGAGCUCGUGCUGCUGGCCGUCCUGUCCUGGGCGUCCGCGUGGGCAGAGGAGAAGAUCAUCUUUGACAGACACGCCGUCUACUGGAACAGCUCCAACCCCAAGUUCUGGCACGGCGAGUACAGAGUCUCGGUCAACAUAAACGACUAUCUGGACAUCUACUGUCCCUUCUACGACGGGCCGCCCUCUCAUGGCCGCAUGGAGCGUUACAUCCUGUUCAUGGUGAACCACGAGGGCUACACCACCUGCCAGCACCGCAUGAGGGGCUUCAAACGCUGGGAGUGUAACCGGCCCAGCGGCCCCGACGGGCCCCUCCGCUUCUCUGAGAAGUUUCAGCUCUUCACCCCCUUCUCCUUGGGCUUUGAGUUCAGGCCUGGGCAUGAGUACUACUACAUCUCGUCUCCUCAUCCGAACCACGUGGGGCGGGCAUGUCUAAAGCUUAAGGUGUACGUGAGACCACCAGAUGGAUCCGGAUACGACUCUCCGGAGCCCUUCCUCACCGACGGGGGUCCGAGAUGGCGGCCGGUGGGCCCCUCUGCUCUCACAGCCUCCUCUCUGCUCCUGGGACUCCUCCUCUGGCUGUGA